Colletes gigas is the source of this 2065-nucleotide messenger RNA. RefSeq names its product succinate--CoA ligase [GDP-forming] subunit beta, mitochondrial (gene ScsbetaG). Gene Ontology annotation, cellular component: mitochondrion; succinate-CoA ligase complex. The transcript is spliced from 6 exons. Gene Ontology annotation, biological process: succinyl-CoA metabolic process; tricarboxylic acid cycle. Lineage: Eukaryota; Metazoa; Arthropoda; Insecta; Hymenoptera; Colletidae. Bases 231 to 1505 code for a protein of 424 amino acids. The record is from RefSeq and is a predicted model, not a curated record. Gene Ontology annotation, molecular function: succinate-CoA ligase (GDP-forming) activity; ATP binding.
UAUAGGGUUUAGAGAUAACACAUGUUUACUGCUAAUUUUACGGAUUAAUGAUUAUUUUAAAGAUUUAAACGAUGAUAUGUUUCAUAGAAGGUUGCGAUAAAUUCAUUAUUCAGAGAUAAAUUAACGUGCUUUAAAUUAAUGUUGGUGACCGACUAGUUAAUAAUUUUAAAAAUUUAUCAGAAGACUAAUCCUUUUUGUUAUUUUGUGAAGUGCUAAUAUUAAGGUUAAACAUGUUACGUAUUGCAAGUCGAAAGCCGUUUCAUUCGCUUGAAAUUAUUAGAAAAGCUUUGAAAUUUAAUAUUAAACAAUCGAGAAACUUAAAUUUACUCGAAUACCAAAGUAAGGAACUUCUCAGAGAUUGCGGAGUUUCUGUGCAAAAUUUUGCUAUCGUUGAUGAUAUAAAUAAAGCGAAUUCUGCAUUAGAAACAUUACAUGCAAAUGAAUAUGUGAUUAAAGCUCAAGUAUUAGCUGGCGGCCGUGGAAAAGGAUGGUUUGAUAAUGGUUUCAAAGGUGGUGUACAUCUUACGAAGGACCGUAAAGCAGUUGUUGAUGUCGUGAAGAAUAUGUUAGGUCAUCGUCUUAUUACGAAACAAACUUCGAAAGAUGGUAUAUUGGUGCAGAAAAUUAUGAUAGCAGAAUCUGUAAAUAUUGCACGAGAAACAUAUAUUUGUAUUCUUAUGGAUAGACAGUACAAUGGUCCUGUAUUAAUUGCUUCGCCAGCAGGUGGCAUGGAUAUUGAGACAGUUGCUAAGAAAACUCCAGAAUUAAUAAAAACAGUACCGCUUGAUAUAUAUUAUGGGAUCGAUGAUACUAUCGCUCAAGACGUUAGCAUCUUUCUAGGUUUCGUAGACCCGGACGUGCAACAGAAAGCAAUAUAUGAAUUAAAAAAUUUGUGGAAGUUGUUUGUAGAUAUCGAUGCUUUACAAGUAGAAAUUAAUCCGUUGGUCGAGACAACGGAUAAACAAGUAGUUGCAGUCGAUGCAAAAAUAGCAUUCGACGAUAACGCUCAAUUCAGGCAGCAAGAUUUAUUCGCUUUAGAGGAUACAGACGAAAAAGAUCCUAGAGAAACAGACGCAUCGCGAUUUAAUUUAAAUUAUAUUAGUAUGGAUGGCAAUAUAGGAUGUUUAGUAAAUGGUGCUGGCUUAGCAAUGGCAACUAUGGAUAUAAUUACACUAAAUGGCGGGUCUCCGGCAAAUUUUUUGGAUGUAGGCGGAAGUGUCAAAGAAGAUCAGGUUUAUCAAGCGUUUAGAAUUCUUACCGACGAUCCAAAGGUAAAAGUAAUUCUUGUAAAUGUAUUUGGAGGUAUUGUAAAUUGUGCCACGAUAGCAAAAGGAAUCAUUACCGCGUCUCGUAAUUUGCAACUUAAAAUUCCACUUGUUGUCAGAUUAGAAGGAACUAAUGUAAAAGAAGCGAAGAAACUUCUUACGGAAAGUGGUUUGCCGAUUAUUACGGCAAAUAACUUGGACGAAGCAGCAAAGAAAGCAGUAGUUUCUGUAAAGGCUUAAAUCUAGCAACUUUGUCCAAUAUUAUUGGUUUUUAUCAAGGGUUGAAUAUAUUGCAAAGAGUAUAUAUAGAAGUGGAGAAGUUAUGAAAUAUCUAGAGAUUGAAAAUAUUUGACUAAUUUUUUUAAUUCUUUUUUUCUUACACAACAUUAUUUAUUUUUGUUCAAUAUGUUUGUCCUUUGCAUUUUUACUCUUUUAUAUCUUCAUAUUCUUUUGUACACUUGCCGGUGGGACGCUUAAUUCAGUUUAUGUUUCAAGUUCAUUGGUGAUAUGAAUGAUACGAUUAAAAUUAUUUGUUUCUCGCAAUAAACAUUAUUUACAAUUUAUUUUUCUUUAUCAUAAAGAUAAAUCAUUCAUUACAUUCCCAUUUAAUAGAUAUUCCAUAAAGCUUAAUCAGUUUUUAAAGGUACGUACACGUGUCUUAUACAGGGUGUUCAAUUAUUGGUGUUCAAUGGUAAUCCUUUUAAGAGCGAUUUUACAGAUCGAAAUAAAAUUAAAAUUGAGAACGACAAAAUUGCGGUAGAGGUUUUGUGCUCGAGUUAUUAAUUCCUGAAAAUAAGCGA